Messenger RNA from Enterospora canceri, 789 nucleotides. NCBI's taxonomy places the organism in Eukaryota, Fungi, Microsporidia, Enterocytozoonidae. The record is from the annotation of a GenBank genome assembly.
AUGAUCAGCAAAUCGAGGGAGGAACUGAGUCGAAGAAAGGAGUAUCUGAAGAAGAAGGAGGAACUGAAGGAGUGUUUGGAUGAAAAUAGGCGGAUUCCACACAAACUGAGAGGAGAAGCACGAGAGAUUCUUGAUGAAAUCAUCUACAACAACGAGGAGGAAGAGAUUCUGAAAUAUCCAAAGACGUUUGUGACGACGUCUCAUAGUCCAUCGACGUCACUAAAGGAGUUCAGCAAGCAUCUUGCACUGAUAUUCAAUGGUAGAUUCGUUCCACGAAGCAGAAUGAACGAAGAGGAGCUCUCUGAAUUCUGUAACCAGAAUGGCGUGACUCAUCUUAUCAUAAUGAACGAAGCAAAGGGGUCUCCCAGCACAAUUUGUUUGUCAAAAUAUCCGUAUGGGAAGACGCACUGGUUUACGGUACAAAAUAUGAAGUUCACAAGGAGGAAGCAGGCACUGAAGGAGAAGGCUGGUUUGGUUUUGGAUGGGUUUGGAAGCAGUUUGGGAGAGAACCUGAAGAAGACUCUUCGUCUGAUGGUUCCAGCCUACAAAAACAUGAAGAAGUUCAAGGAUGGAGACAGGGUGAUUGGAUUCGUAAAUAGAGGAGGUGUGAUUGGAUUCAGACACAGCACAGUUGAGAGAAGAAGACUCGUUACAGACCUGGCUUUCGACAUGAAUUUGUACAAGGUGAGUGCUGGAACAUUUGAGAUGGAAGGAGGCGUGGAGUAUCAGAUGUCAGGAUUCAAGAAUAUUGUGAAAUACGACGUAUUGGCUAAGGAUGAAGAAGAGUAG